This is a messenger RNA of Penicillium maclennaniae, 1626 nucleotides long. It is a transcript of the gene crmC, whose product is annotated as siderochrome-iron transporter crmC. The transcript has 4 exons. Gene Ontology annotation, biological process: transmembrane transport. The record is from RefSeq and is a predicted model, not a curated record. Bases 1 to 1626 code for a protein of 541 amino acids. Gene Ontology annotation, molecular function: transmembrane transporter activity. NCBI's taxonomy places the organism in Eukaryota, Fungi, Ascomycota, Eurotiomycetes, Eurotiales, Aspergillaceae.
AUGGCCUUUCACAAUACAGACAAAGCCGAGAACGCUGUUGGCAUACAAACGGUCACGCUGGAAGCGCAGGGAAAUGCAGAUGGUCAGAGCUUAGAACAGAGGGAUGUGAGAGAAGUGCUUGAGCACCCCGAUGAGGUUACCCAUCACGCGCAGGCUGGGAUUCAGAAAGCUGAAGCUGUUGCUCUGGUAUGGUCCAGGAAAGCCCUGUAUGGCACAUAUGCCUGGAUCUGGUUGUGCUUCUUCGUCCUGUCCAUGCAAUCGUCAAUUAGCAACAACAUGAUCUACUACGCAUACGCAGAGUUUGCUUCAGCACCGCAAAUAUCCCAAGCUUAUAUAGUGUCGACCAUUGUGGGAGGAGUACUUCAACUUCCCAUUGCAAAGACUCUAAACAUUUGGGGCCGCACUGAGGGGUUCCUGACAUUUUUGGCGGUUUUCAUCAUUGGACUGAUCGUAAUAGCCUCCUGUGAUGGUCCCAAUGGAUUCGCGGCUGGCUACACCUUAUACUGGAUUGGCUAUUCGGCCCUGAAUUUCAUUCUCUCCGUGUUUGUCGCUGACGCAUCCGGACUGAAGAAUCGAGCCUUUGUCUAUGCCUUCAUCGGUACGCCGACCAUCUGCACAGCCUUUGCUGGGCCCAUCAUCGCCCAGGAAUUCGUCAUUCAUUCAACUUGGCGCUGGUCUUACGGAGGUUUCGCCAUCAUCACCUUUAUCAUUUUUGUGCCGCUCGCCGUCGUUUUUAAAUUUUACCAACGUAAAGCCGAGAAACUGGGACUUUUUACGCACACCUCAAGCGAACGAACCACGAUCCAGUCUAUCGUCCACUACAUCCAUGAGUUUGACAUCGUUGGUGCUUUCAUUCUAAUGGCUGCGUUCAUUUUGUUCCUCCUGCCCUUCAGCCUCCAAACUUACGGCUUUACCGGGUACUCUUCCGCGACUUUUAUCGCUAUGGUAGUCAUUGGACUACUACUCUUCCCGGUCUUUGCUUUUUGGGAGACCUACUGGGCCAGAAUCCCCUUCAUCCGAUGGGAGUUGUUCAAAAAGCGCACAGUUCUCGGAGCUUGUAUCCUGGCGGCCAUCAUUUUCUUCAACUUCUACACGUGGGAUCAAUACUUUUACUAUUAUGUGCAAGUGGUUUACAACCUCGACACAUCCAAGACGGGAUACAUGACACAGAUUUACGGCGUUGGAUCAACCAUCUGGGCGGUCUUAUUUGGCAUUUGGAUUCGCAAAACCAAGUACUUCAAGAAUGUUUGUCUCUUCUUCGGUGCGCCACUACUGUUGCUUGGUGCAGCUCUCAUGAUCCACUUCCGAGGCUCACAAAGUGAUAUUGGAUACCUGGUGAUGUGUCAAAUCUUCAUUGCCUUUGGGUUUGUCUUCGAGUCAUUACUCAGAGCCCUUCCAGAGUCGACCAAGAAGGAUUACGCCACUAUCUACGCCGGUGGAUCAGCUGCCCAACUGGCGUAUCCUCUAGGGAGUGAGACAAGGAAUGCGAUCAACUAUGCAUGGGCUUAUAGCCAGAAGUACGAGUGCAUCACGGCAGCUUGUCUCGUUGUUCUUGCUUUCCCGGCGAUUGCCAUGUGGAAGAACUACAAUGUCGACAGGAAACAAGUCAAGGGUACCGUCAUCUAA